CCCUGGGGCCACACGCCGCGCUGGGAAGCCUCGCGUGCAGCGCCGCCCGGAGCUCCAGCAGAUUGGGUCCUGGGGGGCGGGGUAUAGAGAGAGGGGGGGUGUGGCUUCCACUAGGCCCCUUUGCGCCCUGCGCAGGCCCUGGAUGAACUUAGAAGCGGGUUUGGCUGUUGUGCCCUGAAGCCGAAAAACUCUUAUCAUGGCCAUGACUUUGGGUUACUGGGACAUCCGUGGGCUGGCUCACGCCAUCCGCCUGCUCCUGGAAUACACGGACUCCAGCUAUGAAGAGAAGAGGUACACAAUGGGGGAUGCUCCGGACUUUGACAGAAGCCAGUGGCUGAGCGAGAAGUUCAAGCUGGGCCUGGACUUCCCCAAUCUGCCCUACCUGAUCGACGGGGCUCACAAGCUCACCCAGAGCAACGCCAUCCUUCGCUACAUCGCUCGCAAGCACAACCUGUGUGGGGAGACGGAGGAGGAAAAGAUUCGCGUGGACAUUUUGGAGAACGAGGCCAUGGACACGUCCAAUCAGUUGGCAGGGGUCUGCUAUAGCCCUGACUACGAGAAACUGAAGCCUGAGUUUUUGAACGCGCUCCCUGAAAAGAUGAAGCUGUUCUCCCAGUUCCUGGGGAAUAGGUCUUGGUUUGCAGGGGACAAGCUCACUUAUGUGGACUUCCUGGCUUAUGACAUCCUCGACCUGCACCGCAUUUUCGAGCCUAAGUGCCUGGAUGCGUUCCCGAACCUGAAGGACUUCCUUGACCGCUUUGAGGGCCUGAAGAAGAUCUCUGCGUACAUGAAGUCCAGCCGCUUCCUCCCGACACCUGUGUACACCAAGCCUGCCAGGUGGGGCAACAAGUAGGGGCUGCGUGUGCAGGCGACCGGAGCGCGGAGCAGAGAGCCCUGGAGGAUGGCGGCUUGUCCCUGGUCCCCUGGAACCGGCUUCCUUGUUGUCUUCUGUUCUCCCUUCACCCACACUCAGGUGCUGUUCAGCGACUUCCCUUCCCAGUCCCCGUCUACCCGGGGCCUUCCAGCUCUCUAGCAUCCAUUGCUCAGUGCAAUCUGUCCCUAACUUUGUCUUUACUGCACUAAAUUAGAGCGCGGCAGACAGAACUUCCUUUGCAGUGGUUUCUCUGCUCUGAGGAGCCCGACGGCACCCCCGGCCUGUAGAGCUCUGCCCUGGGCUCUGGCCACCUCCCUGCCUGCGAGAAUGGCCCUCUAACUUGUGAGCGCGUUUGUUUUCUAAUGGUCCCCGCCAUCUGUUUUCACAGAGGUACCGAACCAUGGAACAUCCUUUAAAGAAAGGAAAAUAAUCACAGCCCAAAUGCGUCCUGUUCUCUUAGUUUUCAUGGAUGUUCUGCCCUCAGAGUGGAAGUUGGCAGGAAGGGUGUAUUCUCGGAGGUUGUUCCUCAGGCCACAGGUCACAGAGUGACUUCAAAGGCCAUCGAGCCGCGCGCUCAUACCUCAAACACAGGUGUGUCAGGGGCCAGGGUCAGGGUGUCCCCCGUGGACCCGCACA
This is a messenger RNA of Pteronotus mesoamericanus, 1510 nucleotides long. RefSeq names its product glutathione S-transferase Mu 1. Gene Ontology annotation, molecular function: glutathione transferase activity. Gene Ontology annotation, biological process: glutathione metabolic process. Bases 197 to 853 code for a protein of 218 amino acids. Lineage: Eukaryota; Metazoa; Chordata; Mammalia; Chiroptera; Mormoopidae. The transcript has 8 exons. The record is from RefSeq and is a predicted model, not a curated record.